Messenger RNA from Nilaparvata lugens (brown planthopper), 2028 nucleotides. RefSeq names its product sodium-coupled monocarboxylate transporter 2. The record is from RefSeq and is a predicted model, not a curated record. Lineage: Eukaryota; Metazoa; Arthropoda; Insecta; Hemiptera; Delphacidae. Gene Ontology annotation, biological process: sodium ion transport; transmembrane transport. The transcript is spliced from 15 exons. Bases 209 to 1675 code for a protein of 488 amino acids. Gene Ontology annotation, molecular function: symporter activity. Gene Ontology annotation, cellular component: membrane.
UCCUGCUGUAUUUUUCCAUAGACGUGACGAUUUCCUUCUAAGAACGUAUGUAUUACCAUAGGAUAAAGUAGAGUAGCCUACUGCUUUUCUAUCAUAAUAACCUUGUCCAUAGUUGCAAGUUUUGAGCUAUAGUUCAAGUUUUAAACAUAGUUCCAUAGUUUCCUAGCUUUUAGUUUCCCAUUAGGCGUGGUGAUUUCCAAUUGAUAAGAUGGAAAACCAAACGAGCGCUGAGAACCCUUCCAUUUCAUCCAUGCUGAUGAUGUUCAACUGGAUAGAGUACCUCGUGUUUAGUCUAAUGCUGGGCUUAUCUGCCCUCAUUGGUGUCUACUAUGGUUGCUACAAGGGAAAUCAGAAUACGGUUUCGGAAUACAUGCAGGGUGGCAAGAAAAUGGGCAUAUUUCCUAUUACCAUGUCGCUAAUUGCCAGUCAUGUCUCAGGAAUUACACUGCUGGGCGUACCGGCCGAAAUCUACCGAUAUGGUACUCAGUACUAUGCCAUUGUAUUCUGCAUCAUAUCAGUGACUGCAUUUAUUCUACUUUUCUAUCUUCCGGUAUUCUUCAAGCUGCAACUAAACUCACCUUAUGAGUAUCUUGAAAGGAGAUUCAGUUACAAUGUGAGAGUCCUAGCAUCGUUUGCAUUCUCCAUCUCUCUCAUCCUAUAUAUACCGGUAGUCAUCUAUGUUCCAGCACUAGCAUUCAAUCAAGUGACUGGUAUGUCUGUGCACACUAUAACACCAAUCGUCUGUCUGGUUUGCAUUUUCUACACUACUCUGGGAGGUUUGAAAGCAGUGGUAUGGUCAGAUGCUCUCCAGAGUGUGUUCACUUUCGGCUCAGUUCUGAUAAUAAUAGCGAUCGGCUGCAGUGUAGUCGGAGGACCUUCGGAGGUAUUCAGAAUCAACAACGAGGGUCAUAGGCUCGAAGUUUUCAACAUGGACACGAAUCCUUUUGCACGCAACACGUUUUGGACGAUCACAAUCGGCAUGAGUUUGCAAUGGAUCGCUCACCUGGCCAUUCAUCCAGGAGCCAUACAGAGGUUCAUUGCCGUUCCCACCUACAGAGAUGCACAAAAAGUAACUCUGUGGGUUGCAGUAGGUCUAGCUCUAGUGAAAUCAGCCAGCGUCUUCACAGGUCUGCUUGUCUACUCGAAAUACCACGACUGUGACCCGAUUGCUAUACAGGUAGUAAACAAACCGGGCCAAAUCCUGCCUUAUUAUGUGAUGGACAUUGCCGGAAGAUACCCGGGCAUUACUGGCGUUUUCAUAUCUGGAGUUGUCAGUGCCGCUCUAAGCACAAUGUCAGCCAGUCUGAACACAGUGGCGGGAACAAUCUACGAGGACUUUGUGUUGUUGUGCUUCAAGAAUCGACACUCGGAUGCAGUGGCCAGUUUCAUCAUGAAGUGCAUUGUGCUAAUCCUCGGCGCCAUUUGUGUGGCCCUGGUGCUAGUUGUCGAGAAGCUCGGUGGUAUACUACAGAUGGCCAUCAGUCUAUCAGGUGUCACAAAUGGAGCCUUGGCAUUCGUAUUCUCUUUUGGCAUGUUUUAUCCAUGGGCAAACGCCAAGGGUGCAAUGGCAGGUCUAGUGGCCAGCCUGUUAGGAACGGCUUGGAUAGUGAGUGGAGCACAGGCAGUCAUAGCAGACGGACGUAUGAAGUUUCCCGGCAAAAUAAACAUCCGUUGACGGGUGUCCUGCCAACGUUUCUAUCAACCACGACCUAGUGGAGACAUACACAGGAGUGGGCACACCUGUAUGGACAGAUGGAACAGUCAGCAUGUUGUACCAGGUGAGCUACAUCUACUAUGCGUGUGUGGGUAUGCUGCUAGGUCUGGCAGUUGGCAUUCCCACGUCGCACCUGACCGGCGGUCAAAACCUGGCCACGCUGGACUGCGACCUGCUGGUGCCGCAACUAAGGGGGUGGAUCCGACCACAGGGGGCAGGGGCGCCCGAAAAACGCGCCCCUCCUGGCGACUAUGUGCUAGUGCCUGUUAACGGGGCAAGUGCAGACAAUAAAGAGCUAACCAAAGAAUUAUAAU